Molecule: messenger RNA, 5865 nt
Organism: Dromaius novaehollandiae (emu)
Lineage: Eukaryota; Metazoa; Chordata; Aves; Casuariiformes; Dromaiidae
Gene: KIF20B
Product: kinesin family member 20B
Exons: 33
Coding region: 154-5685 (1843 amino acids)
Biological process (GO): microtubule-based movement; spindle elongation; mitotic spindle assembly
Cellular component (GO): nucleus; spindle microtubule; mitotic spindle
Molecular function (GO): ATP binding; microtubule binding; plus-end-directed microtubule motor activity
Source: RefSeq, a predicted model, not a curated record
AGACUACAUUUCCCAUCGCGCCUUGCGCCGCGCCGGUGCCGACGUCCGGCUCCUCCCCCUCUCCCAGGGUGCCGCGCGGCGCAGCGCGCUGCUAUUGGGCGGAUUUGAAAAGAGUCCGCGGCGGCGGCGGUUGUGCGGCGGCCGUUCGGCAGGAUGGAACCAGCUUUGGAUAAAGAGAAAUUUUUCAGACCAUCCUAUAUUGCUAGUGUUGAGCUGCCUCAAAGAACAGGACCAGUAAAUGUGGAAGAUAUUAAAGCAGAUCUCUCUGAUGAAUUUUCUUUGGUUUCUUCAAGCUCAGACACAAGCCAGAGGAACAGUUUGGAGUCUAAGGGACACAUACAAGUUUGCCUUCGUAUUAGACCAUUCACCUCACUGGAAAAAGAAAAUGAAUUUCAGGAUUGCAUUUCACUUGAAGACUCAACAAGCAUCAUACUGAAACCCCCCAAAAACUCUUUGAGUCGGCUGAGUGAAAAAACUGCUGGACAGCUGAUACAGAAGUUCACUUUUUCACAAGUGUUUGGACCUGAAACAACUCAGGAAGAAUUCUUUGACGGUACUAUGAAGCAACCAGUACAAGAUUUCUUAGAAGGAUAUAAUCGGCUCGUUUUCACGUAUGGUGUUACAAAUGCUGGGAAAACCUACACGUUCCAAGGGACAGAAGAUGAUGUUGGCAUCCUUCCAAGGACUAUGGAUAUGUUAUUUAAAAGUAUUCAAGGAAAACUAUACACAGCAAUGGAUCUCAAACCCCAUCGGUGUAGAGAUUAUAUAAAGCUAACUAAAGACCAAGUGAGAGAAGAAACUGCUAUUAAAAAUUCAAUACUUCGUCUAACCAAAGAGGUAGACCAUCAAUAUAGCACUCACAGCAAAGCACCGGUUGAUUCUAAGGAUGUGAAAGAACUCUUAAAAGAAUCGGAGCAAUCUAGUCCAAGUGUGGAGAAUUACAUGAAAUUUUCUGUCUGGGUUUCAUUUUUUGAGAUUUACAAUGAAUGCUUUUACGACUUACUGAUUCCAAUAUCAAAUGACAAGAAGAGGAAAACACUACGUCUUGCGCAAGAUGUCAAGGGAUGCUCUUAUGUAAAAGAUCUCCAGUGGGUUCAGAUUUCCGAUUCUAAAGAAGCUUUCAGACUUCUAAAGCUGGGGUUGAAACACCAGAGUAUUGCAAGCACAAAACUAAAUACUACUUCCAGCAGAAGUCACAGCAUAUUCACAGUUAAGAUGCUAAAAAUUGAAGAUUCAGAAGCACCACGAGUGACACGUGUCAAUGAAUUGUCACUUUGUGAUCUUGCUGGUUCAGAAAGAUGUACCAAGACACGCAAUGAAGGUGAUAGAUUGAAAGAGAGUGGAAAUAUAAACACCUCUCUUCUGAUUCUGGGCAAGUGUAUAAAUGCACUCAAGAACUGUCAACAGUCAAAGUUGCAGCAGCACAUACCAUUUCGGGAAAGUAAACUAACUCAUUUCCUUCAAGGUUUCUUCAGUGGAAGAGGGAAAGUGUACAUGAUAGUAAAUAUAAGCCAGUGUGCUUCAGCAUAUGAUGAAACACUCAGUGUGCUGAAGUUCUCUGCCAUCGCACAAAAAGUUUUGGUUCUGGACACUUCUAUUCUUCCCCAAGAUCAGUCAUUUGGCCAGAAAUCAGCAAGAGAAUCAGCACUUCUUAGUGACACUAAAAUGCUAAUAACAAGGAAAAGAGCUACAAUACUUUGGGACAGGAGCUUGGAAGAUGUGAUUGAAGGUGAUGAUGAGAUGGAAGAACAGCAUAAUAUGUCAGGAGAAGAAGCAGUGCAGAAAUACGAAGAAAAUAAAGUUGUUAUUGGAAAGGAUGAAUAUAUGACACUGCUGAGUCUUAUAGAAGACUUGAAGAACAAACUUAUUACUGAGAAGAAGGAUAAGUUACUUCUGGAACUAAAAAUCCGUGAAGAAGUGACACAAGAAUUUACCCAGUAUUUUGCACAGCGGGAAAUAGAUUUCAAAGAGUGCCUUUCUCAUGAACGGGAACGGCUCGAAGAAAAUUCUGAAAGACGUUUGGAAAUCUUUAAGGAACUUGUAAAUGGUUAUACCAAAAGCCUUGAUGAGGAAAAAUUAAAGGAUCUGCCUUGCAGUGAGCAAGCUGGGCCUCUGAGUGGAGGAUAUAGCAUAGCUCCAGACAGCUGCACUGAUCUCGAGGGCAUUAUUGAUUCCCUGCAGAAUGAUGUCAUUGAUAUUAAAAAGCAAGCAGAAGCGGCACACAGGUACAUUGUGUCCCUAGAGGAUCCGCAGGAAGCUAUAGGUUGGCUUGAAAAUCAACUAGGCAAAACUACCGCUGAACUAACUAAGACUAAAGAGGAGCUGACAAAGAAGACCACUGAACUCAUGAAAACUGAAGAAGAACUGACACAGAAAAGCAGAGAGUUCAAAAUGCAGACGACUAAAUUGGAUGAGUCUGCUGAGCAACUUAAAGAAGCAACUGAGAAAAUGAAUACACAGAAUAAAAGGAUUCAAGAGCUAAUGGACAUUGUGGAGCAAAAAGAUGAUGUUAUUACAAGACUACAAGAUUUGAUAUCCCAUUUAGAAGCAACUGUGAAAGACUAUGACAACACUGUAACUGCCAUUAAAAGAAAACUGGCAAAGGAGAACUCCAAGAAAAUUGAAAGCUCCCAGCUCAAGGAAUGUGAGGAAACUGUGGUGGAAAUAGGAAGAAAACGUUGCUUUGAAGAUAAGCCUACUGUGGAAGAAGAGCCACCUACAAAGAAAGGAGCUAUCAAGGAAUGUUGGGAAGAUGAUUUGCUAGAGCAAGAGAGAACUGAAUAUAUGAAACAAAAUACUUCUGAGAACAAUGCAGAAAUACUAGCGUUGAAGGGAAGAACUGAAGCCUUAGAAUCUCAAUUAGCUGCCCUUGAAGAACAAUGCAGAAGAGAACAGAUCGAAAAAGAAGAGUGCAUCGGACGGAUGACAAACCUGCACUCUGAGCUCUCUGCCUCUGAAGAAAGAGCUUCUGGUCUGAGUGAAGAACUUCAGCACUGUCAAGCUAACUAUCAGGAAGUUGCUUCUGAACUGAAGAAACAGAAAACUAUAAAUAAGGAACAAGAAGAAAAGAUUACUCUGUUAAGUAAGGAAGUAGAAUGUGCCAACCAAAAUAUAAUUGAUAAAGUGUCCCAAAUAAAAACAAUGCAGUCCAAGAUAGAUGAUUUAUGCAAAUGUCACUUAGAGUCUUGUGCUAUGGAUGUUGAUCUAGUUAAUCUAAAGGAUCUCCUAGAAGAUUCUCAAAAAGAUGAACCAGAGAGAUCUCAAGUUGGUCCUUUAUGCAUGCAAUCCCGAGCUGCUUCUACAGAAGACUUGAGACGGGACAGCUCCUUUCGUUGCAGUGUCGAAAGCAUUUGGGAAGAAUGCAAAAAAAUUAUUAAGGCUUCCUCACAGAAAAGUCAACAGAUUCAAGAACUACUUCAACAAGUUGAAAACUUAAACAAGGGACUUGCAGACAGUGAAAAUGAUAAUAAUCAGCUAAAAAUAAAAUUAAGUGAGCUUACAAAUCAAGGUAGUCUGUCCAUAAAGGGAGAAGACCUUAGGAAUCAAUUACAAGAGCAAAUCCAAAAGAAAACCCAGGAUUCUGAAAAACAGGCUGCUGAAGAUCAUAGAGCAAUUGCACAGUUUGAAGAGGAAGUUACCAACUACAAAGAAAAAAUAAAGGAGCUUGAAUGUAUCUUGGAGGAUUUUAGAACUAAAGAGGACAGCAGAACAAACUUAGAAGAAGUACUUAAGGAAAAAGAAUCUAUUAUUUUAAGUCUAGAAAGUACUACAGUAGUCCUGCAAGAAGAAUGUGCUAAUUUGGAAAAAAAAUUGAAAGAACUAAAUGAUCAGGAAGCAAAUCUGAAGGAGCAAGUUGUGCAAUUGAACAGCAACUUGGAGAAGGUGAAACAUUCUCUUCAUGAAAAAGAGAAAAGUGAUAAUGAGAAAGUACAAUCUAUAGAAUUGCUAAAUAAGGAGCUCUCUGAGAGUUCUGCCCUCAUACAGAGUCUGAAAAAAGAUCUCCAGAGGAAAGAUGAAGAAUAUACAGAUUUGAAAGAGAAGUGUUCUGAUGCCAAGAAACAGAUUCAGCAAGUACAAAAGGAGGUGUGCACAAUGCGUUCAGAGGAGAAAUCCCUGCGGAACAAAGUUAACGAACUUGAGAAAAUUAAAAGCCAGCUUGGUGAGGAGUUAGAUAUCAAACAGCGCACAAUCCAGCAACUUAAAAAGGAGCAGCUGAGUAAUAAGAAGCUGGAAGAACUCUCCAUGCAGUAUGAGAAAUCAUGUAAAGAUCUGUGUGCAAAAGAAAAAAUAAUUGAAGAUAUGCGGAUGACAUUAGAAGAACAAGAACAGACUCAGAUUGAACAGGAUCAAGUGCUUGAAGCCAAAUUAGAAGAGACAAACAGAUUAGUUUCAGAAUUGGAAGCAUGGAAGCAGAAAUAUAGAGAGCUGAAGAACCAGAGCAAUAGUGACUGGCAGCAACAAGUACACAAAAGAGAGGAGAAAAACAUAAAUGCAAAUAGUGAGGAAUCAAUAAAGCUGCAAGAAAAACUGAAGGAGUAUGAGGAAAAGUAUCAAACUGACAGAAAGAAGUGGCUUGAGGAAAAAAUGGGACUCAUAAGUCAAGUAAAAGAAGCUGAGAGUCAUCGCAACAGAGAAAUGAGAAAAUUUGCUGAAGACAGAGAACGUCACGUAAAGCAACAAGUAGAAAUUGAAAGACUUACUGCACAGCUGGUAGAAAAGGACAGCAACCUUCAAAAGUGGCGUGAAGAAAGAGAUAAAUUAGUAGAAGCUUUAGAAAUACAGCUCAGGACUCUGGCUUCUAGCACCACCCAAAAGGAUAAAGAAAUAGCAGAACUGAAACAGGCUGCAUUAAAGGAUUCGGGAAAGGAUAAUGAAAAUGUGAUAGAGGAACUAAAAAGAGAGUUGGCAGACAAAGAUGACAUUAUAAAAGAGUUGAAACAAAGCAUUCACCAAGAAAAUCUUCAGUCUUUAGCUGUACCAUUGCCUAAAAAAGAACAAAAUACAAUGGAUCAGUCUGUGUGCAGCAAAGAGAGCCAUUCAGACAUCGUCCUUGAUUCUUCUGAAGUGUCCACAGACAACGGAAGAACUAGUCGGUUCCCAAAGCCAGAGAUGGAAAUCCAGUUCACACCUCUGCAACCUAAUAAGAUAGAGGUGAAGCAUCAGGGCAGCACCUUGCCAGUAACAGUUAAAAUGCCCAAACCAAGAAGGAAAAGAAAGAGUGAAGAGAUGGAUGAGGAUUUCGUGAAAAGUGAAAAUAAGAAAAAUGAGAAAUCUGCUAUGGCUAUUAAUUCACCUUCUACAAGCAACACGAAAAUGAUGUCUACCACACAGUCAUUUAGAAAAGAAUACCAAUUAAGAAAGCACGAAUCUACUUCAAGUACAAAGUCAGCUAGAAAGAAGGAUGGAACCCUACAAAAAAUUGGAGAUUUUUUCCAAAGUUCUCCUACUAUUAUUCAUUCUAAAGCAAAGAAACUGAUUGCGACGAUAAGCUCUCCUAAGUCUGCAGAACCAGAAAGUCUCAAAGAAAAUGAGAUUAAGCCAAAGCGAGCCAAGAGAAAGCUGUAUUCAACUGACAUUUCCAGUCCUCUAGAUAUCCCUGCUUCUUCGAUUUUCAUGGAACAGAAAGAAAAGGAAAGCGAUCACCUAAUCAUCAAGCGACGUCUACGAUCAAAAACAGCUAAAUAAUCAUGUAAAAGCAUGUUUACUUUUCCUAGUUAGAUGUAUAUCUAUUCUGUUAUUUCAGCUGAUUGUACAUAGGAAACCAUACAUACUUCAUCAUGCUCCUAAGCCUGUGUAUAGAUGUACAGAUUAUUUCUGAUGUUUUCAAAUUCUGACUCCAUUAAAGCUGAAAUAUAGUUCAAGAAA